AUGUUGAGAUCCUGUAUCUACAUUGAAGGACAAAUGCUUCGGCGCAAUGAAUUUACUAAAGCAUUCCGUAUUUUGGCACAAUCAAGUUCCUCACAACCUGAUCUGACAGUUUUGAAGCAUGAUCCGAGUGUCAGCAGUGGUGUCACAUCAUCCUCUUCACAAUGUACGCCACCGAAGUUUUCACAACCACAGACACCACCGCCUCAACCACCUCGCUCUACCAAAUCAUUUACUCUUAUCACAGCACUGACUUUCACGGCUUCUCUUGGUGGUGUUUAUUUAUACAGGAAAAUGAAGCAAGAUAAAGCACAAGAAGUAACACAGACAGAUUCAGACGCCAAGGUCCCCCCUGCUGAAGAGUCGAUACCGGCACACUCCAGUGACCUGCCCUCGCACGUCCAAUACUUAGUUGUGGGCGGUGGAACGGCUGCCUUUAGUGCGAUGCGAGCUAUCCGCAGCGCACGACCUGACGCGCAAGUGCUUAUGGUGUCGCGAGAGCGCGCGUUGCCUUACAUGCGCCCACCACUCAGCAAGGAACUAUGGCGUGAACCCAACCUGGCGUCGACCGCUUUGCAUCCCGACACGCUUUCCUUCCAGCAGUGGAACGGGCGACGACGCAACUUGCUUUAUGAACCUAGCGCCUUUUAUACACCUCCUGAAAAACUGCGAGAAACGGCCAGUGGAGCAGGUGUCGCGCGAGGCUGGCUUGUCACAGCCAUCGAUCCUGAGGCGCACACUGCGCUAUUAGAAAACGCCAGCGGAGAACGCGCAACACUUGGAUAUGACAAGUGUCUCAUUGCCAGCGGGCUGCGGCCAAAAAGACUGGAGGCAACAAAAGCAGCAACAGAAGCUGGUCGCUCGUUCACCGUUCGCUCGCUUAGUGAUGUAUCCGAGUUGGCGAAGAGAAUAGAUGCCCCGGUGGACGGCGCGCCCACUGUGUGCAUUGUUGGUGGCGGCUUGCUCGGCGCUGAACUUGCUUCGGUGCUGGCGGACCGGGUACGCGAGCUUGGUGGCCGCGUGGUGCAGCUAUUUCGCGAGAACGCGCCGCUCGCCUCACUGCUGCCGCCGUACCUGGCAGGGGAAGCGGCGCGCACUUUGGAGUCACUCGGGGUCACGCUGAUGCCGCAUUGUGACCUCACUGGAAGCUCGAUCGAAGAUGGCAAGGUACGACUGACCACGGCAGAGGGAACGUCGCUGCGCGUGGACGUCGUCGUCGAGUGCGUAGGAAGUGAGCCGCAAGUGGAGUUGGCUCGCCGAUCGCGCCUCGAGACUCAUGACACACUCGGUGGUGUUGUCGUAAAUAGCGAGCUGCAAGCGCGAACAGACGUAUGGGCGGCGGGAGACGUCGCCUGCUUCUUUGACGAGGCGUUUGGGCGACGGCGUGUCGAGCACCAUGACCACGCGGUCGCGUCGGGCCGACUGGCUGGGGAGAACAUGGUGGCUUUGCGUAACCCCAAACCCUACACGCAUCAAAGCAUGUUCUGGAGUGAUCUCGGCCCACACCUAGGCUAUGAAGCUAUAGGACUAAUCGAUUCUAGUCUGGAGACUGUAGGCGUGUUCUGCGAGGACGCAGUGCGCGACGUCAAGACGGAAGCGGCGGCGGCGGGCGCCAGCGGAGCACCGAGCGUGGCGCCGGCGUCGAGCGAGACCGCUCACGAUAAUGGAAAGAGAUACGACCGCGGCGUCGUGUUCUAUCUUCGUGAAAAGCGCGUGGUGGGGGUUUUGCUUUGGAACUUGUUCAACCGGAUGCACGUGGCGAGGCAAGUUUUAGCUCGAGGCGAGUUUGACAACCUGCUCGAAGUGGCGAAGUUGUUCUCAUUGCACGAAGACGAAUAG
Molecule: messenger RNA, 1836 nt
Organism: Leptosia nina
Lineage: Eukaryota; Metazoa; Arthropoda; Insecta; Lepidoptera; Pieridae
Source: the annotation of a GenBank genome assembly